Messenger RNA from Chroicocephalus ridibundus (black-headed gull), 567 nucleotides. RefSeq names its product RNA binding motif protein 42 (gene RBM42). Gene Ontology annotation, molecular function: mRNA binding. The record is from RefSeq and is a predicted model, not a curated record. The annotation marks the transcript as partial. NCBI's taxonomy places the organism in Eukaryota, Metazoa, Chordata, Aves, Charadriiformes, Laridae. The transcript has 3 exons.
GGGCGGGGCCCGCGCUGGGUGUGGCCGGGUGGGGGGGGCGAGGGGCGUGUCCGGGUGAUUGACGGGUGUGGCCCCUCCCCUCCCCCCCCCCAGGUGGGGGCGGAGCCGGCGGCGGAGGACAAGAAGCGGGGGAGGGGCGAGCGGCUGAAGCGCUGCAUCCGCACGGCCGCCGGCAGCAGCUGGGAGGACCCCAGUCUGCUGGAGUGGGACGCUGACGACUUCCGUAUCUUCUGCGGGGACCUGGGGAACGAGGUGAACGACGACAUCUUGGGCCGGGCCUUCGGGCGUUACCCCUCGUUCCUCAAGGCCAAGGUCAUCCGGGACAAACGGACGGGCAAGACCAAGGGCUACGGCUUCGUCUCCUUCAAGGACCCCAACGACUACGUGCGCGCCAUGAGGGAGAUGAACGGGAAGUACGUGGGCAGCCGCCCCAUCAAGCUGCGCAAGAGCAUGUGGAAGGACCGAAACCUGGAGGUGGUUCGACGGAAACAGCGGGAGAAGAAGAAACUGGGGCUGAGAUAACGGCGGACUGGGAGGGACUGGGAGGGACUGGGACGGACUGGGAUG